AUGUCAUUAGCUCCCAAAAUUGAUGAAGUGAGUUGUUUUGUCACAGAAAAGAGUCUUGACCUUGCCUGUAUAACGGAAACAUGGCUAAAUGACCGUAUCUCAGAUUCCUGCCUCGAUAUUCCAGGUUACAAUUUUGUUCAUAAAAACCGCAGUGUGGGCUCCCACGGAGGAGUUGGGGUGUACAUCAGGAACACGAUAUUUUAUAAGCCUCUGAAUCAUCUCCACCAUAUAGAUUACGAAGUUCUGUGGGUCUAUGUUCGUCCAAGUAGACUUCCCCGUGGGUUUUCCUGCUUGAUACUUGGUGUCGUUUACCAUCCACCUAAUGCUAAUGAUGAUGAAAUGCUCCAAUUUCUCUCAACAUCACUGAUUACUAUUGAAAGCACCUAUCCUGGCUGUGGGUUUAUUCUUGCAGGCGACUUUAAUCGGUUAAAAUGCAAUCGGAUAUUAACACAGUUCAGUUGCAAACAGAUUGUUAACGUUUCCACAAGGGCCAACCAGACUUUGGAUCUAAUAAUAACCAACUUACAUUCGUUUUAUGAUAAGAACUCUGUCGAAAAAUUUCCGCCAUUUGGUCUUUCAGAUCAUAAUGUUGUGAUUGUCAAUCCUUGCAAAAGAGAAGUCAUGCAGUAG
This is a messenger RNA of Paramuricea clavata, 630 nucleotides long. The record is from the annotation of a GenBank genome assembly. Lineage: Eukaryota; Metazoa; Cnidaria; Anthozoa; Malacalcyonacea; Plexauridae.